AUGGCAUCAAAAUGGCCUCCUAUAAUUCAUGGAAGUCCUCUGGCAAUGUUUGAAGCAGUUCAUCUUCCUAAUGAGACUUUUGGAGAAUUAGAUCCUUUUUUUAUUAGAAAAUAUUUUAAGCAACUGGGUACUCAAUGGAAAUUGUAUGAUGGAGAUGGAAUUCCUCACCAGGUAGAGUUCAAUAUGUCAACUACCAAACCACUAAUAACAUUUGGUUGGCCAAGAAUUAGAAAUUAUUAUAAAUGGAAUGGAAAUCAAAGUCUUACAUUUCACUACUAUGGUCAAGAUACUUUUCUAAUGAUCGUUUGUGAGUUUGAACAAAAUGAGUCUCCAUCUUCUUUUCCUCAAUAUCAUAGUUUGAGUACAAAUCUUGAUGAUUAUCGUUCCUUCCUACUUGAAAUAAAAGAAUCCCAUCUGAAUUCCUCUAAAUUGGUUCUACCUCAUGAUUUUGGAAACCACCUAUCACUAUCAGAUUAUUCAGAAUUCAUCCUAUGCGGUGCUCAUCAUGAAAAUGUCACAUGCAAAUUCAUAAAACAUGGUGAAAAUGGUGUUGAGUUUACCUUUGAAAAAGGAUGGAAAAAAUGGUGUAAAUCAAUAACAUUGUUGAAGGAAAUAUAUUAG
Trifolium pratense (red clover) is the source of this 621-nucleotide messenger RNA. RefSeq lists its product as uncharacterized. Bases 1 to 621 code for a protein of 206 amino acids. The transcript has 3 exons. NCBI's taxonomy places the organism in Eukaryota, Viridiplantae, Streptophyta, Magnoliopsida, Fabales, Fabaceae. The record is from RefSeq and is a predicted model, not a curated record.